Molecule: messenger RNA, 963 nt
Organism: Armigeres subalbatus
Lineage: Eukaryota; Metazoa; Arthropoda; Insecta; Diptera; Culicidae
Product: glucose dehydrogenase [FAD, quinone]-like
Exons: 1
Coding region: 55-963 (302 amino acids)
Molecular function (GO): flavin adenine dinucleotide binding; oxidoreductase activity, acting on CH-OH group of donors
Source: RefSeq, a predicted model, not a curated record
GCGCGCAAAGAAGUCAUCCUAUGCGCAGGCGCGAUAGCUUCUCCUCAGCUACUCAUGCUGUCUGGUAUCGGGCCGAAACAACAUCUUGAAACUUUCGGCAUACCUGUGAUACAAGCCCUCGAUGUCGGACACAAUUUACACGACCACUGUUCAUACACCGAACUGAACUUUCUUCUCAAUCAAACUGCCACAAUGGUUCCAGAUAGAACAACUGCUGAACUGUUUCAGGAAUACAUCACCAACCAUACCGGCCCAUUCUCCAUACCAGCCAGAUUCGAAUCUAUUGCAUUUGUUAAAACUCCUCACUCUGAUCUUCCCGCAGAAUAUCCUGAUCUAGAAAUCCUACUUGUUUCAACCUACCUGAAUGGGGAAAACACCAACGUUGGGUUACAACUUCUCGGAUUACCCCAAAUCAUGACCGACAGUAUCUUCGUGAACUUCCCUGGCCACGACAAAUUCAGUCUGUUUCCUAUCAUAAUGCGACCGAAAAGUCGCGGCAGAAUUUCCCUCAAAUCUUCCAACCCAUUUGUACCACCACUCAUGGAACCGAACUACCUGAGCAAUCCACACGACGUCACCACGCUCAUCGAUGGCAUGAAGAUGGUGAUACAAAUUGCCGAAUCCCAAAGCUUCACCCAAUACGGAUCACACCUGGACCCAACUCCGCUGGCAGCAUGCUCUCAUUUACCUUUUAGAACCGAUCCGUACUGGCGAUGUGCCGUCCAGCAGAUGGGAAAAAACAUCCAUCACCAAGCGGGAACAUGCAAGAUGGGACCGACAUGCGAUCCAACAGCCGUCGUCAAUCCCGAACUCCAGGUGCACGGUGUGAGCAAUCUACGUGUGGUGGAUGCUUCCGUAAUUCCUUUGCCAGUGGCCGGCCACACGAACGGAGUAGUGUUUAUGAUCGGCGAGAAGGCAGCCGAUAUGAUUAAGCGGCACUGGGCACGUACGGAAAGCUGCUGA